CGAGAAAACCCGAGAACAUGGAAACAAGACAACAAAAAUAAAUUUGUGGACAACAAGCCAGAGUGCAUGAUGGCGGCGUCGCUGCUGCGCCGGGACAAGAAAGCCACUGCCGCCCACUUGAAGGCAGACUUAAACCGGACUGACAAUAGCUCCGGAGUCCGGCAACUACAGGAGCUUCUUGACGUUGUACUGAAUCCCGAAAAACCAGCGGCGGACGCAGAAGCUCUUGACUGGUGUAAAUGUCUGAUUGCAGGAGGCGAAGGUUUCGAUGAGUUCUGUAAAACGGUGCGCUCCUAUGACAACGCGACUCUGUGCGGCUUGGUUUGGACGGCUAAUUUCGUGGCAUAUCGAUGCCGGACCUGUGGCAUCUCUCCGUGCAUGUCGUUGUGUGCUGAGUGCUUCAAUAACGGAGACCACACGGGCCAUGAUUUCAACAUGUUCCGGAGCCAGGCUGGUGGGGCCUGUGACUGUGGAGACAGUAAUGUCAUGCGAGAGAGUGGGUUUUGUCGAAGGCAUCGGUUGAGAACUGGGGAAAAUAUCCCCUCAAUUCCCAGAGACCUGCUCUUGAUGUCUGAGAUGGUUCUUCCCCGCUUUAUCCUAUGUAUCAUACAGUAUCUGAGAGAUGGAUAUGUUGAACCAGACACCUCAACUGAGAGAGAUCUACAGAAAGUCCUGCAACAGCUGGAGCCUCAGAUCUCCUUCCUGGAGGAGCUUACAAAGAUGGGAGGAGCAAUGAGGACUGUGCUGACAAAAAUCUUGACCAAUCAGCAGGCGUUCAAGGAGCUGAGCAUGGGCCAAGAGGAGAAUUUGUAUGCUAAGAAGAACUAUGACAAGUAUUUGUCAGCACUGAAGAAUUCAGGUCUGGUAUCAGUGGAGGAAAAAGGCCAGAGUGCUGCUGCUGAUGUUGCUGUUGGGGCUGAAGGAGGUGCAGGCGCGAUGGUCCUGUUAGGAAACAGCGGACCAGGGAGUCCAGACGAGCCAAGUAAAGAGGAGGAUCAAGAUGGAGGACAGUCUGUUGGUCAGAGGAAGAGGGUUAAGCUGAGUAGCAGUACCAAAGACCCUUGUAUUAUUGAAUCUCUGAAGCAUAAAUGCUUCCUGGAAGAGUUGCUGUUUUGGACAAUAAAAUACGAGUUUCCUCAGAAGAUGGUCACCUUCUUAUUAAACAUGUUGCCAGAUCAAGAUUACAAGAUCACCUUUACAAAAACAUUUGUCCAACAUUACGCUUUCAUCAUGAAAACACUGAUGAAAAGCCACGAGUCGGAUACGAUGUCCAACCGCAUCGUGCACAUUAGUGUGCAGCUGUUCAGCAACGAGGAGCUGGCUCGACAUGUCACAGAGGAGUGUCAGCUGCUGGACAUCAUGGUCACAGUCCUCCUCUACAUGAUGGAGAGUUGCCUUAUUAAAAGUGAACUUCAGGAUGAAGAGAACAAUCGGCAUGUUGUGGUGAACUGCAGUGAAGCACUGUUGAAGAACAACACCUACUGGCCCCUAGUUAGUGAUUUCAUUAACAUCCUCUCACACCAAAGUGUAGCGAAAAAGUUCCUGGAAGACCACUCAUUGUUGAUGCUGUGGAUGAGCUUUGUGUCGUUUUUCCAAGGUAUGAAUCUUAAUAAGCGGGAGUUGAAUGAACAUGUGGAAUUUGAGUCUCAGACGUACUAUGCAGCAUUCGCAGCAGAGCUUGAGGCCUGUGCACAACCAAUGUGGGGUCUCUUAACACACUGCAAAGUCAAAGAAACACAGGAAUACACUAAAACUGUGGUUCGAUACUGUCUGGAGACCUUGCAGAUCUGGUUUGAUGCCAUUGGCUUCAUAGAUGAGCCUGCUCCGAAUCAAGUGACAUUUCACCUGCCACUCCACCGCUACUACGCCAUGUUCCUCAGUAAGGCUGUAAAAUGCCAAGGACUGGAUCUGGACAGCCUCCUUCCUGACCAAGAGAUGCUGAUGAAGAUCAUGGUGCAUCCACUCCAGAUCCAGGCGUGCCUGUCAGAAAUCCACAGCAACAUGUGGGUGAGGAAUGGACUGCAGAUUAAGGGACAGGCUAUGACUUAUGUGCAGUCACACUUCUGCAACUCCAUGAUUGAUCCUGACAUCUAUCUGCUGCAGGUUUGUGCAUCAAGACUAGACCCUGACUACUUUAUCUCAAGUGUUUUUGAGAGGUUUAAAGUAGUCGACCUGUUGACCAUGGCGUCUCAGCAUCAGAAUGCCGUGUUGGACUCUGAGCAAGAGAGACCAAUGCUAGAAGGAGCACUUACCUUUCUGGUCAUACUAACAAGCCUUCGCAUUCAUUUGGGGAUGACCGAUGAUGAGAUCCUUCGGGCUGAAAUGGUCUCUCAGUUGUGCAUGAACGAUCGUACGCACAGCGCACUCUUAGACCUUAUUCCUGAAAAUCCCAACCCAAAGAGUGGCAUUGUACCCGGUAGCUGUAGUUUUGAGGAUAUGCUCUCUGCUGUAGCCGACUUCAAAGCACCUGUGUUUGAGCCUGGAGGAUCCAUGCAGCAGGGCAUGUACACACCCAAAGCCGAAGUGUGGGAGAAAGAGUUUGACCCCAUCAUGGUCGUUCUCAGAACAGUCUAUCGCCGUGAUGUCCAGUCCGCAAUGGACAGAUACGCAGCAUUUUUGAAACAGUUUGGGAUUCACACUGGCAACCCCUGGCCACCAUACAAGGAGAGGACUCCUCUGCACCCAUGUUACAAAGGUCUAAUAAGGCUGUUGCACUGCAAGACGCUGCACAUUGUGAUAUUCACUCUACUUUAUAAGAUCUGGAUGGAUCAUCAGAACAUGUCUGAACACGUGCUGUGCAUGGUGCUGUACCUGAUUGAACUGGGUUUGGACAACCAGAUUCAAGACAACAAGGAGGAUGAGGAGCCUUGCAUUGAGGAGCACUGUCAUGACAGCUGGUUCCCAGGCACCAAUCUCCUCUCCAAUCUGCACCAUGUCAUCAACUUUGUCAGGGUGCGGGUUCCUGAGACCGCUCCAGAGGUAAAGAGAGAGGCACCUCCCAGCACCAGCACCGAAGCUUCUUCUUAUGGCCAGAAUUCCAGGCGUCUUUCAGGAAAUUGGAGAGAGAACCUUCGCGAAGCUCAGGUGUUCAGUCUCGUGGCAGAACGUAGGAGGAAGUUCCAGGAGAUAAUCAACCGCAGCACCACCGAAGCCACGCAGGCUGUCAGGCCCAAGAGCUCCUCGACACGCUGGGUUCCGCCAGGCACGCCCCCGCAGCUGGUCACAGAGAUUCUGGAGAUCCGUGAAAGCAUGCUCUCCCUCCUCAUCAAGCUCCACCAGAAGAUGUCGUCUAAGCAGAACUCUCUGUCGGCAUCUUGGCUAGAGGACAUCAAGUCGAACCGCCUCGCUCACGGAGACGGCAUAACAGCCAUUGAACGUAUCCUCACCAAGGCAGCCACGCGCAGCUGCCAAAUCAAGCGUAGCAUCCAGGACAUUUGUGGAAAGGUGUGUCCACCAGUACCACCAAAGAAGAACAGUCCCACUGACAAGAAAGCCAUGGACAAAGAAGAAAGGCGUCAGAGGGCUAGAGAGAGACAGCAGAAACUGCUCGCUGAAUUUGCCUCCAGGCAGAAGAGUUUCAUGGAAACAGCCAUGGAUGUCGAAUCCCCUGACAUAGAAGCAGCCAUGGACUUAGGAGCAUCUGAAGUGAUGGAGUCCGAGAUCCUUUAUGACUGCGUCAUCUGUGGCCAGAGUGGACCUUCCACUGAGGACCGACCCACUGGCCUAGUAGUUCUCCUCCAAGCCUCUUCAGUGCUCGGGCAUCGCUGCAAAAGCACGGAGCCUAAAAAUCUGCCGACGAGCGACGAGGAGCACGUUUACCCAGCAGACACGUGCGGCGCGGCUAAUGAUGUCAGGCUCACACUCAUGCAACGGUUCUUCAAAGAUAGUUCUUGUCUGCAGUCAGUGUCAAUAGGUUGGGAUGGUGGCGUCUAUGUCCAGACCUGUGGACACACUUUGCAUAUAGAUUGCCAUAAGUCCUACAUGGAGUCUCUGAGGAAUGACCAGGUCCUCCAGGGUUUCUCCGUUGACAAGGGUGAGUUUACAUGCCCGCUGUGUCGACAGUUUGCCAAUAGUGUCCUCCCCUGUCGCCCUGGGAGGGGCACAGAAGCCGGUACCUGGCACACACCCACAAACAAGAAGACGUCUGUGCUCGUAAAAGAGGUGGAAGAACUUCAGGAGAAACCUGGCCUGUUCCCAACGGAGUCUAAUUUGAGUAAAGAGAUGGAGUUAGUAAUCAAAGACAUCAAGAACACCACCCAGAAGAAGUACAUGGACUAUGGCAGGAACCCUGGCUCCCCUGACAAUGAUUUCCUCUUCAUGUAUUCAGUGGCAAGGACAAACCUGGAGUUGGAACUUGUGCAUCGAGGAGGAAACUUGUGUUCUGGAGGAGCCAGUGCAGCUGCCAAGCGCUCAUGUCUCAAUCAGCUGUUUCACGUGUUGGCCAUGCACAUGCGUCUGUACAGCAUCGAUUCAGCCUACAACCCCUGGACGAAGUUGACUCAGAUUGUACAAAUUAAAGAGGCAGAUUCCUUUGAUGAAGAGAGGCCUGAGGUACCCAUGCUGUUUCGAGACGUCCCGUCGCUCCUGAUUAUCUUUGUGCUAACGAUGCCCCAGCCUCUGCGUAAAGAGCACUUUACCUGUGUGGUGAAGAUGUUGUACAACCUGCAGUUCACUCAGGCUCUGGCUGCACUGUCAACAAAGUUCAGCUCAGAGGAAAGGCAGGCCUGGAGCACAUCUGGAGCACUCAAGAAGAACGCUGCAAAUUCUGAUAAGUCUUUUGAAGCACUGCUCAGUCAUGUUAUCAGUGAGCUCUCGAAGGACAAGAGUGUCUACAAGGUGAACUCUGAAGAAGCAACAAUGCUGAGCUCCAGUGUGUGGUCCCCGCAGUCUAUCGAGUUCAGCCUGCAGCAGUUCUGCCUGCCCUUCCUGCGCCUCUCCUGCCUUUUGCAGCACCACCUGUAUGGAGACAACCUAACCGGCUGCUUGGAGGAAGAGGAGUUUGCAUCCUUGGCUGUGUGUUUAGGGCUUUUGCCCUCCGCCCCUCAGCCUGCCAACACCGUGCAAAGUGCCUCGUGUCUGGAGUGGCCAGUCAACACCUUUGACUUGGUGACGCAGUGGGGCGCUGAGGUCAAAGGGCUCUCUCAGAUACAUGCUGAGGAGUCACUGACCUUGCUGGUCCAUGAUCCUCAGUGGGCAGCGCCCCGCCUCCUGCAGCUGCCUGACAACUACAAUAUCAUCUUCCAGUACUAUCACAGAAAGGCCUGCUCUGCCUGCAAAAAGGUGCCAAAAGACCCCGCGCUCUGCCUUGUUUGCGGCGCUUUCGUCUGUCUCAAAGGCGUGUGCUGCAAGCAGCAGGGUAUCUGUGAAUGUGUUUUGCACUCCCAACAUUGUGGCGCUGCGACAGGCAUCUUUCUACUGAUAAAUGCUUCAGUCAUCAUCAUCAUCCGUGGACAUCGUUUCUGUCUGUGGGGCUCUGUUUACCUUGAUGCACACGGAGAGGAAGAUCGGGAUUUACGUCGUGGCAAGCCUCUCUACUUAUGUGAGGAGCGGUAUCGAGUGUUGGAGCAACAGUGGGUUUCACACACCUUUGAUCACAUCAAUAAGCGUUGGGGGCCUCAUUAUAAUGGACUCUAAGAUCUUCCAAAGUCCACUGAAAAACCACAUCCCAUGAUGGAGAAGAUUUUUUUUUUAGGUUUUUCUUUUUUUAGGGAUUUUGUUUUCCUUCUGGCUUAUGUGUCUGCCUUGAUCAAAAUAAUUGGAAACUCUUGCUGUGAUAAACACAAACAUCCAGCGAGGGCUAUUUCUGCCACAGCCUUGGUUUAUGUGAAGUUUGGUGUACAGUCAUGCCUAAAGAUUUAACACGUGUGUGUGUUCAAGUGAUUUAUUGUGUGGUUUUUCUACAGGGAAAAACAGAAUUUGGUGAGAUUAAAGUAAAAAAGUAAAAAAACAACAAAGAAAAAGCGAGGGAGGGGGGGG
Molecule: messenger RNA, 5976 nt
Organism: Oreochromis niloticus (Nile tilapia)
Lineage: Eukaryota; Metazoa; Chordata; Actinopteri; Cichliformes; Cichlidae
Gene: ubr3
Product: ubiquitin protein ligase E3 component n-recognin 3
Exons: 40
Coding region: 67-5634 (1855 amino acids)
Biological process (GO): ubiquitin-dependent protein catabolic process via the N-end rule pathway; protein ubiquitination
Cellular component (GO): cytoplasm; ubiquitin ligase complex
Molecular function (GO): zinc ion binding; ubiquitin protein ligase activity
Source: RefSeq, a predicted model, not a curated record